Nakaseomyces glabratus is the source of this 1959-nucleotide messenger RNA. RefSeq names its product bifunctional aminopeptidase/epoxide hydrolase (gene LAP2). Gene Ontology annotation, biological process: proteolysis. NCBI's taxonomy places the organism in Eukaryota, Fungi, Ascomycota, Saccharomycetes, Saccharomycetales, Saccharomycetaceae. Gene Ontology annotation, cellular component: cytosol. The record is from RefSeq and is a predicted model, not a curated record. Gene Ontology annotation, molecular function: metallopeptidase activity; zinc ion binding; epoxide hydrolase activity.
AUGAUUAAUAGGUUAAUUCAGAGGAUUGUACCUUUUUCAAGACCAUUAAGCACCGUGAAGAAGACGAUGUUGACACCCUUUUUGGAAUCCAAGAGACCUCAGCAGUCUCCUGAGUACGACUACUCCACUUUGUCUAACUACAAGAGUUUUCAGAUCAAACAUACUACACUAAACUUCUUGUUAUCGUUUGAGAAAUCUACUGUCUCUGGUGAUGUCGUGUUUGAUUUGACUACUCUGAAAGAGGCUGUUAAGCACAUUGACCUAGAUACUUCCUACUUGGAUGUCAACGAGGUUCUUGUUGAUGAUAAGCCUGUAGAGUUCAAGAUUGAAGAAAGAAAGCAACCAUUGGGUUCAAAGUUAGUUAUUGCUGCCGAAUUGGAAGCUGAAAGACAAUUCAAAUUGAGAGUUAAGUUCAGUACUACUAAGGACUGUACAGCCCUGCAAUGGUUGACUCCACAACAGACAUCGGGCGACAAGCCUUAUAUGUUUUCUCAGUUAGAAGCCAUUCAUGCUAGAGCAUUGUUCCCAUGUUUUGACACACCUUCUUACAAAUCUACAUUCACCGCCAAUAUCGAGUCCACUCUUCCAGUUGUUUUCUCUGGUAUUGCCACUGGUUCUACACCAAAUGGUGAAUCCACUGUUUACCACUUCAAGCAAGACAUCCCAAUUCCCGCUUAUUUGGUUGGUAUUGCCUCAGGUGAUUUGGUCUCUGCAUCAAUUGGCCCACGUUCAAAGGUGUACACUGAGCCUCACCGUUUGGAUGACUGUGUCUGGGAAUUUUCUAAUGAUGUUGAGAAGUUUAUCAAGACCGCUGAAAACUUGAUUUUCGAUUACGAAUGGGGUACCUAUGAUAUUUUGGUUAAUGUUGACUCUUACCCAUACGGAGGUAUGGAAUCCCCUAAUAUGACCUUCGCUACCCCUACCCUUAUUGCUCAUGACAAGACAAACAUUGAUGUCAUUGCUCAUGAAUUGGCUCACUCAUGGUCCGGUAACUUAGUCACUAACUGUUCCUGGAACCAUUUCUGGCUAAAUGAAGGUUGGACAGUUUAUAUUGAGAGAAGAAUAGUUGGUGCCCUACACGGUGAGCCAACCAGACACUUCAGUGCUCUCAUUGGUUGGUCCGAUUUGGAGAACUCCAUCAAUUCGAUGAGAAACCCAGAGAAGUUCUCUACAUUGGUUCAAAACUUGAAUGACGGUACUGACCCAGAUGAUGCUUUCUCUACUGUGCCUUAUGAAAAGGGUUUCAACUUGUUGUUCCAUUUGGAAACUGUCCUUGGUGGUCCUCAAGAAUUUGAUCCUUUUAUUAGACAUUAUUUCAAGAAAUUUGCUCGUCAAUCUCUUGAUACCUUCCAAUUUUUAGAUACUUUGUUUGAAUUCUUUGAGAACAAGAGAGAAAUUUUGGAGAAUGUUGAUUGGGAAACUUGGUUGUUCAAGCCUGGUAUGCCACCAAAACCACAAUUCAUAACUACUAUGGCGGAUAAUGUUUUCUCCUUAGUUAAUAAGUGGAUUGUCAAGGCCCAAGAAUUGAAAACUACUGAGGAAUUCUCUAAGGAGUUCAGUGAAUCAGAUCUUUCAGAGUUCAACUCUAAUCAAGUUGUUCUAUUUUUGGAAGAGCUUGUAGCUCAGAACUGUGUACCAGUUGAGAGCAAGAUUGAAUGGUCCAAGUAUUCAGUAGCCUCUGAAAGCUUGCUAAGUAUUUACAAGAAGCAAGUUACAGAGUCUCAAAACGCAGAGGUUGUAUUCAAGAACUACAAGUUCCAAACCACAGCCAGAAUCCAGCCAUCCUAUCAACAACUAGCCAACUGGUUGGGUACUGUCGGUAGAAUGAAGUUUGUGCGUCCAGGCUACAGAUUGCUAAACGCUGUCGACCGUGAUCUUGCCAUUGCUACGUUCGAGAAGUUAAAGGAUACUUAUCAUCCAAUCUGUAAGCAAUUGGUCAAGCAAGACCUUGAAUUGUAA